This is a messenger RNA of Nicrophorus vespilloides, 3230 nucleotides long. RefSeq names its product SH3 domain-containing RING finger protein 3-like. The transcript is spliced from 8 exons. Lineage: Eukaryota; Metazoa; Arthropoda; Insecta; Coleoptera; Silphidae. Gene Ontology annotation, molecular function: protein binding. The coding region runs from base 295 to 2661 and encodes 788 amino acids. The record is from RefSeq and is a predicted model, not a curated record.
UCACUUCUACCAAUGGGAUUUAAUGGCGCCGAGGAGGAGGAGAAAUGGACGUCGCUGAAACAUCGUCACCGCGCCCAAUGGAACAGUGAUCAAAUACCGGAAGUGCUCUAUCAUAAAUUGGUAUAUAUUUACACAAGUGUACGUGAGGAAUUGAAGAGGAAGCCUUGCUUUAAUCGGCAUUAUCAGUGCUAUCGUCAUGGGCCUUCUUAUCUGGAUAUGAUAAGUGUUAUCGAAAAAGGGAUAAAGGACAUUCGAUAAUUGCACCUGACUAUUGUGCUCCUGUGUCCAACAAGUAUGGAUGAGGGAACUCUGAAUGAUCUGCUCGAGUGUUCAGUGUGUUUGGAGAGACUGGACACCUCGAGCAAGGUGCUACCAUGUCAGCACACCUUUUGCAAGAAGUGCCUGAAUGAGAUUGUGGAGAGCCAUAAAGAACUGAGGUGCCCAGAGUGCAGGAUACUUGUGCCUAUUAAAGUGGAUGAACUCCCACCCAAUGUACUGCUAAUGCGGCUACUGGAGGGUAUGCGAAAUGCAGCACCCAAGAAAGUGCAUAGGAACAAUGCCCAUAAUGCUGUUCCAAAUGCAGUUCCGAUGGCUCCUAUGCAACAGCAGCAGCAGCACCAUCAUCACCAUCACAGCACUUUUAACCAUCGCCAUAAGAGUAAUAAACAGUUGACACCUCUAGCCCCACACCAGGCCUACGCCAAGGCAUUGUAUAAUUUCAUUUCAAAAGAACCUGGUGAUUUGAACUUCAAGAGGGAUGAGAUUAUCAUGCUGAGGAAACGUGUUGACUCAUAUUGGUAUGAGGGUGAGUGCGGUGGCAAGAAAGGAGUAUUUCCCAUCAAUUUUGUGCAGAUCAUAACUCCGGUGCCAAGUAAUAUACCACAGUGCAAAGCUCUAUACGAUUUCCGCAUGACCAAUGAUGAAGAGGAAGGUUGUCUGGUGUUCAACAAGGGCGACAUCAUCACCGUCAUAAGAAGAGUGGACGAGAACUGGGCUGAGGGGAAGUUGGAUGGGCGCAUAGGUAUCUUCCCGUUGGCUUUUGUCGAGCUGAACAACCUGGCUAGGUCUUUGAUGAAGUUGUCCACCAACGCUCAACCAGGACCAUCGAGGGUAGCUCCUCCGACACCGACCACCGAAGAUAGCGCUCCUCUGAUUCCCACAGAUCAUUCGAGGACGAUGGGCAGCGUCCAUCUGGCGCAACCGAACACUCCCAAACACGUUGCAGGAAAUCCUCCAGCUGCUGCUGCGGGUCUACCUACCUCCGAUUCGAGCUCCACGGUGAGUUCCGGAACUAGUUCGACGACUACAACUCCGAACACCUCUUCGAGCAACACGUCUUCCAGCUCCAGCACAGCUCCGUCAUCUCCGGCCUCUCCGCCGACCAGAGCAGCCGCUGUCAACAGAGCACAAAAACAUGAUCAAGGUAUGGUGUCGACUCCUCAACGGCAACCACCACCAGCCCAUUUGUCGCCACACCAGAGCAGAGAGAAACGACACAGUUUCACCUCACUUACGGUGCCGCAGCAGCCGAGUAGCACGUAUCGCCAUUCCGCAGAGAUCCUCUGCACCGAAGGAGCGGAAUCCGCUUCGCCAGUAUCAGAACGACAUCGCCGAAAUCUAGUGGAUACUAUACAACUUCCAGCCGCAUACAUCGCUCUCUAUCCGUACAAGCCGCAGAAGGCGGACGAGCUGGAGCUGCGCAAGGGCGGCAUCUACACGGUGACUGAGAAGUGUCAGGAUGGAUGGUUCAAGGGUACCUCGAACCGGACCCAGAAAAGCGGAGUAUUCCCCGGAAACUACGUAACACCGGCGUCGGCCCCACGCAGCCCACAGACCCAGAACUCAUCCGAUUCGAAAUCCGCAGUAAGUUAUACGCGCAGCAAGGGUGGAUCGCGCAAUUCGAAUCUACCGCCGGAGUUGCCACCGCGCUCGACGAGCCCUAACGCUAUAUCCUCCAGCUGGCACGGACAGCAGGAUAACACGGCCGCGCCGCUGGGACGUUCCAGCAGCGCCGCUCUCAUGUCCACGGUCAAUCUAACUCUCACCUACUCCAAAGCUUCAGAAAAGCAGCCCAAGGAGCGGAAGGAGAAGAGCAGCAGCAGCACCGUCGGUAUGAUGAAACGGCUGGCGAGCUUCAAGCGAUCCAAAUCGCCGCCCCCACCUUCAUAUUCCAUGGAUAAUCCUGUUUUCGAGGACGCCGCUGUUUCGUCCACUUCCACCUUACAACCUGUGCACGUUCGGUCUGGCUCAUGUCCAAGUCAACUGCUGCAAGUUCAGCCCAUGAUCGAGCAAACUCAUCGAAUGUUCCAAAGCACUUCGCAGCGGCUUAAGCAUAAAGAAAGAGCUAGCAUCCUAGCGCACAGUCCCAGAAGUGAGCCGCAGCCAUCUAGCAAUUCGGCCACGUCCAGCCCGAACGUCCACCAUCACCGGAAGUCGCACUCUCUGGACGCCGGAAACAAGGCUAAAACGGGCACGCAGACGGUGCGCGAACGCUUCCGGUGCAUAGCUCCGUAUCCUCCCAACAGCGAGUACGAACUGGAGUUGCAGGUGAACGACAUCAUCUACGUGCAUAAAAAGCGCGACGACGGUUGGUACAAGGGAACGCAGCAGAGGACCGGCAGGACCGGAUUGUUUCCUGCAAGCUUCGUCGAGAGCUAUUAACGAACACCGAAGAGGCUCUUCGAAAACAAGCAAGGAGUCUUUUACUAUCGUCUGAUUUCGUUUAGUUGUUCAUUUGUUUAGGACGUGUGGAAACUGUGUGCCUGAUGUAGAGAGUAUAAGAUCCGAGACGAGGUAGCGGUUAUGAUUUUAUCUUUAUUAUUAUUUUUAGUUUUUUCAUUAAUCAAUUUUUGUUAAUGAUUUUGCUUCAACAGCACAAAAAGAGCUGAAAUUAACAAACAAACAAAAAAAUGAAAUUCGUAAAACCGAACUAAUUUAUAAUGAGCGUAUAUGACAUGACAUACACUUUCUCUAACUUAUAUUUAUCCUAAUUAAUAUAUAUAUAAAACAACAUAUGAUGUAAUGUGUUCAGGAAUGCGCUUCGUAACUAUAUUAUUAUAUAAUAUCGAUACAUUAUUUAUGCACUAACUAUUAACACUACUUUCCUACUAUCUAUUGUUACCUUUAAUAUAUUUUCGUGGUGAUGGAAUUUAAUUACAAUAAUUAAAUGAGUGCGUUUUUAUAUGAGCAUUACUGUCGAGGAAAUCUCUUAAAUAAACGCGAACUUUACA